Molecule: messenger RNA, 1131 nt
Organism: Lolium perenne
Lineage: Eukaryota; Viridiplantae; Streptophyta; Magnoliopsida; Poales; Poaceae
Product: probable calcium-binding protein CML24
Molecular function (GO): calcium ion binding
Source: RefSeq, a predicted model, not a curated record
CAUGGAUGGUAUGUGAUGGCGGUGGCUCAAUGGUAUGGUAGGCGAUCAAUUGCCCGGCAGAGGAAAAAAGGAAGCCAUGCCCGCCGCGGCAAUAUUCGCUCCGUCUCCGCCGGGGACACGACACGCCUCCCGUUCGUUCUUUCCUCCCUUUUCUCCUCCCGUCCUGCUAUAAUAGAGCCGCGAGAGUCUCGGCGCGGCCUCCCACACCCUCCGGAAACAAAGACCGGCGUACGGAGCGGCGAGAGCGAGCGAGAGAGAGAGAAGCCAAUGGCCGGUGAGCAGAGCGCAGCGGCCAAGCCGGCGGCGUCGGCCCUGUCGAAGGGCGCUCCGUCGCCGUCGUUCCGCCUCCGCAAUGGGAGCCUGAACGCUGUGCGGCUGCGUCGCGUGUUCGACCUCUUCGACCGCAACGGCGACGGCGAGAUCACGGUGGAAGAGCUGGCACAGGCGCUGGACGCGCUCGGGCUGGAGGCGGACCGCGCUAGCCUCGCCGCCACGGUGGGCGCGCACGUCCCGGAGGGGGCCUCCGGGCUCCGGUUUGAGGACUUCGAGGGCCUCCACCGCGCGCUCGGGGACGCGCUCUUCGGCGCGCUGGCCGACGACGGCGAGGAGGGCGGCGGUGGGGAGGACGAGGAGGAGAUGCGGGAGGCGUUCAAGGUGUUCGACGUGGACGGCGACGGCUACAUCUCGGCGUCCGAGCUGCAGGAGGUGCUCAAGAAGCUGGGCAUGCCCGAGGCCAGCAGCCUGGCCAACGUCAGGGAGAUGAUCUGCAACGUCGACCGCGACAGCGACGGCCGCGUCGACUUCGGCGAGUUCAAGAUCAUGAUGCAAGGGAUCAACAUGUGACGCGCGCCGGCGUGCGUUCUUCUUCGCCGCCCGAUCAUGAUCGAUGAUGCGAGCGAUCAUCCUCGGAGAUCGAUCACCCCCGUUUAUGUACGUACCUAGUAAGCUUGAAGAAAAAGCAGCUAUUUGUUUCGUAAUAUUCGUCCAAGCUCCAAUGCUCAAAUGCAACUGAUGUAACCUCUGAAGCUCCAAAAACAUGGAGAAGACAAGAGAUUGCAAGGUUAUUUAGGUUUCGUACGAUUACUCUCCAAGGUUUCAGACUGCUCCCAUGAAAUAUUUUUGUGUGUCUAA